GUUUUUCAUUUGCUGUCAUACUGAUUUCUCAAUUCGCCUGGCGAUUUGUUUACGUUUAAUAAUUUUGCGAAAAUAAUAAUAAAACUCAAGCUACAAGAUGUCGUAUAUGUUACCGCAUUUACACAAUGGCUGGCAAGUUGAUCAGGCCAUACUCUCGGAGGAAGAUCGUGUUGUUGUUAUACGUUUCGGCCACGAUUGGGAUCCUGCAUGUAUGAAAAUGGACGAGGUCAUGUACAGCAUUGCCGAGAAGGUGAAAAACUUUGCAGUCAUCUAUUUAGUGGACAUAACAGAGGUGCCGGACUUUAACAAAAUGUACGAAUUGUACGAUCCCUGCACCGUGAUGUUCUUCUUUCGCAACAAACACAUUAUGAUUGAUUUGGGAACGGGUAAUAACAACAAAAUCAACUGGCCACUCGAGGAUAAGCAGGAAAUGAUUGACAUUGUGGAGACCGUCUAUCGUGGAGCAAGAAAAGGACGUGGUUUAGUUGUCUCACCAAAGGAUUACUCCACCAAAUAUAGAUACUAAGAUAGAUCAACUAUUGUAUAUAUUUUAGGCUAUAUUAAAAGUAUCUUGAAAUUGAAA
Molecule: messenger RNA, 583 nt
Organism: Drosophila albomicans
Lineage: Eukaryota; Metazoa; Arthropoda; Insecta; Diptera; Drosophilidae
Gene: Dim1
Product: thioredoxin-like protein 4A
Exons: 2
Coding region: 98-526 (142 amino acids)
Biological process (GO): mRNA splicing, via spliceosome
Cellular component (GO): U5 snRNP; U4/U6 x U5 tri-snRNP complex; spliceosomal complex
Source: RefSeq, a predicted model, not a curated record